GCGACAUGUACGGGUAUUUGAGGUCUCGGACAGGUACCGAUAUAUAAUAAUAAUGGUCUCUCUGCGUGCGUAGGUCAGGUAUACACCCAUCAUCAUCAUCACCACCAUCGUCAUCUACCUGAGGACGACCAAGACCAAAGUGGCUCCAGUCGUCUCUGAUCCCUUGCAAGUGUCACACAGUCGACGAGAACACAUUGCCGUGUUUAGUAUCCGUCCGCGCGCAUUUCUCCCGAUCGACCGAUAUAGUGUGUAAUCCCGGCCAUGUGUCGUAUUUACGCGAUCGUCGUUGUUGCGGCGUUGUUCGCCGUACCGCACUGUUGCUGUGCGGCGAAAGACGUGGGCGACACGCUGCUGAAGAUGUUCCGCAUACAAACGAUCGAAAACCACACCGACGUCCAGAUACCCAGCUAUAUGUACGAGUUGUACGAAGACACCGGAAACAGGCAAUACGACGUGAUAAGGAGCAUUUCUCCGACGACGGAAUUGUUGGGCUCGUAUAGUCAGCUUGUUUAUGACCUGAGUACACUUGAACCCUCUGAAAUAGUCCAAAAAGCAGUCCUUCAGCUUGAACCUAACACGCAUCAUCAAUUUAGCAGAGCCAUAAAUGUAUCAUUUUUCGCUUUGCCUAAACAAACCGUAUCUAAAACGUAUUUAGGGUCAGGAACUAUACAUGGCACUUUAAAUUUGGUCAACAUUUUGGGUUCACAAACAUUAAACGACUUCGACCAGUUAGUCGUCCAAAUGGAAGGUGCGGUAAAAUUGUCAAUUGGACUCGUGUUGUAUUCGAUAACCAAUGCUAGUCAAUAUGCAAAAGGCAACGAAUUGGCGAACUUACUAUUUGAAACUACCGUUAAAAGACGUAAAAGGUCUAUUGCUGAUAAUGAAAUAGAAAUUAAGCGAAAUAAAUUCACGGAUGAACCAAAACGAAAGAAGAAGAAGCAAAAACUAUCACGACCCAAUAAACUACAGGCCGUGGACACGGGCGACACGAUCACGUUUACCAGCGUGGACCAGUGCCGAAUGGAGAAACUGGUGCUCAACUUCGCAGACAUCGGCUGGGAAGACUGGGUGAUCUACCCUAAAGGGUUCGAGACCAACUACUGCGCGGGCAGUUGCCUGUUCCCGCUGGGCAAGGGAUCUAAGCCCACCAACCACGCUACCGUGCAGAGCCUGGCCAGAUCGUUCGGUCGGUUGUGGGACCUGCCAGAACCGUCGUGCGUGCCCGACACGCUCGCUCCGCUCACUUUGCUCUACAUGGACCGGUCAAACCACGUGCUGCUCAAAAGCUACCCCGACAUGAGGGUGCUCACGUGCUCGUGCAAGUGAUUCGACUAUACCACGACCACGGUUAACAAUGUCGCAUGACAUGAUGUACCUCUGUAUACUAUCUUUAUGUUAGGCAUAUUCCUUCGAUGAUCCGACACACUCAAAUUUAACUAUAAUGUGAUCGUGUCAGAUAUUCCAUGUAUAUAUUAUAUACAUACAUAUAUAGUACCGCGGCGGUGAUCAGUUAUUAUCUACCGUGGCACGUUCUACGUUCAUUAUUUUUCUGAGUCAAACUUUGUGAUAUCGAAAAAUCUAUUAUAAAUUUAUAAGUACCUAUGUAGUUUGAAAUUUAUUCAAACGUACACUAAUAAUUAAAAAUCUAAAAAAAAUUCAGAGUCAAAGAAAUUUACAAGGUUUCCUUGUAAAAAUAUAUUCUUACUCACAAAUAUUGAAUUGGAAAAUUGGCGUGGACAUCGUUAAAUGGAUCACUUUAUACAAUAUGUAUAUUAUAAUAUGUAAUACCUAUGUAUAUUAUAUACAAUAUCGUAUUUUAGUAAUUCAUCUAUACAUGCUCUGCACAAUACAUCGAAAUAAUAAUAAAUUCAUUACGGUGAAUGAUAAAAAGAAAAAAUCAAUGUUACCAAACCAUGUGGUGAUUUGUACAGUUUAAGUUAGUGCAUAGUAGGUAUAAUAUAAAUAAAUAAUUGUCCAUUGCGCCAAUAUCUAUGAACUGUUAUUAUAUUAUAAAUGAUAUUUAUUGAAAAACUGUAAUGUUUAAUUAUCUAUUAUUAUUCUUAUUGUUUUCUCGAUGAGUGCAUAAGAAUAAUAAUAAAAUAAUAAAUAUUCUGCUACGUCACAUACAUAAGUAAUAAAUAAAUUACAUGAUAUUUAGAUAAUCUAAGUUUGCUCUCUUAAAACGGCGAAACGUUGGAUGUGCGACAUCUCGUUAUCGGAAAAGCGUCCGUUUUAUAUUUAUUUUGUUGUUUCAGACUUAAGUGACUGUGGUACACAAUUUUUUUUGGUUAUUAUCUAUCUCAGCAAAGUAUGCUUACAAUAAUAAUGUUACUUCGUUUUUAAAUUGUUUAUGUUAAAUGAAUUAUGAAUGUGACGUCGCAAUGUUUGAUGAUGAUAUGCAAAGGUUGUAUUAUUAUCAUACAGAUAUUUUGUCUUAUAAUACCAUGUUUUUAUAUAUUAUAAUAUGUUACAUUAUUACAUAAAGUUUAAGAUAAGUUGUAGUAUACUAUUUUUAAGCCACCUAAUUUUAGUAUGUUUAGGUAAUUAUUUUAUCAAAACAAAUUGAAUAAUAAAUGUAAAAUGUUAAUACCUAACAAUACAAUGUUUAAAUCUA
Messenger RNA from Aphis gossypii (cotton aphid), 2614 nucleotides. RefSeq names its product protein DVR-1 homolog. Lineage: Eukaryota; Metazoa; Arthropoda; Insecta; Hemiptera; Aphididae. The coding region runs from base 262 to 1326 and encodes 354 amino acids. The transcript is spliced from 3 exons. Gene Ontology annotation, cellular component: extracellular region. The record is from RefSeq and is a predicted model, not a curated record. Gene Ontology annotation, molecular function: cytokine activity; growth factor activity. Gene Ontology annotation, biological process: BMP signaling pathway; SMAD protein signal transduction.